This is a messenger RNA of Struthio camelus australis, 2897 nucleotides long. NCBI's taxonomy places the organism in Eukaryota, Metazoa, Chordata, Aves, Struthioniformes, Struthionidae. The record is from RefSeq and is a predicted model, not a curated record.
GCUAGUAACUGCCACCUGCGAGGAAAUAGAUGCUUCCUACUGCAACACAAAAGCCAAAGAAGGCUUUUGCAGAUACAGACCCACGUGUAUUAGAGAAACAAGAACUUCAACAGCCAACCUAUGUUGCUCUAAGUUACAUUAACAGAUUUAUGACUGAUGCAGCUCGACGUGAGCAGGAAUCUUUGAAGAAAAAGAUUCAGCCGAAACUCUCUCUGACUUUGUCAAGCACAGUGUCCCGUGGGAAUGUAUCUACUCCACCUCGCCACAGCAGUGGAAGCCUUACUCCCCCAGUCACCCCUCCAAUCACUCCAUCCUCUUCAUUUCGCAGUAGUACACCUACAGGUAGUGAAUAUGAUGAGGAGGAAGUAGACUAUGAAGAAUCAGACAGUGAUGAGUCCUGGACUACAGAAAGUGCUAUCAGCUCUGAAGCUAUCCUUAGUUCAAUGUGCAUGAAUGGAGGGGAUGAGAAACCUUUUGCCUGUCCUGUUCCUGGAUGUAAAAAAAGAUACAAGAAUGUGAACGGUAUAAAGUACCAUGCCAAGAAUGGCCACAGAACGCAAAUCCGUGUACGCAAACCAUUCAAAUGUCGCUGUGGAAAGAGUUACAAGACAGCUCAGGGCCUGCGGCACCACACAAUCAAUUUCCAUCCCCCCGUGUCUGCUGAGAUUAUCAGGAAGAUGCAGCAAUAACAUGCUGGUCACAAAUGUGCCAAGAAAUCCUCACCAGCAGUUGCUGAUUUUCAGAACAGCCACCUUUUUCAGGGGAAGCAUUCAGCAACCCUUUAAAGAAUUAAAUGCAUGCUUUAAAAUUUUCUGUAAUUUUGGAAUGAUGUAUCUUUGUAGAGUUAAUGAUUUUGUACAUUUGCACAUGUAAUCAUCAUACCCAUUUUCAUUACUUUGAGAUAAGGUGCUAAAAAAGCUAUAGGUUCUUCAGAACAUUUUUCUCCAAAACAAAAAAUUAGGGGGGGGCAUUGCGUAUUUAGUUGUACUGAAGUGUUGAAUAGGAGUAAGAGGAGAGCUUGGCACUGACAUAAUUUCAAGAUUGUAAUGUCAUGAAGACUUUCAAUGCAUCUGUCAACGUGUGUGCAAAACCAAAACAAUACCACCAUUGUCAAACUAUAGUUAACAUGCCUUACAUAAUGGAGUUAUCAGUGGGGUAGCAAGUCUUUUAGGUAAUGGAAAUAUAAAUAAGAAAGAAUGUUUAACAUAAUAUGCUAAAAAUAUUUUCAUACUUAAAUAACAUACAUAAAAAGGUGUGCUUGCUGUAUUUUAUAUUAUCUUGCAAAUCUUUUUUUUCCCUCUUGAAAUGCUGAAAAUCUUGCCAUUUGAACUAAUAAACAAUCACUUUAGUGUUAGAAAUUGCUACUUUUUUUUUUUUUUUUUUGUAUUUGUACAAGAUGUCAUAUUACGUUCAUGCCCAUCAAACUUUUGAGGACCAAUAUCCCAGUCCAACUAAAUAGUUACCCCUGAACUAUCUGUUAGAAAGACACUUGGAAAUACUUAAGUGCAAAUUUGUGUGUGUGUGAGAAACGAUUAUCUUCAUCUCAGAUGAAGGUUUAAAGCACUUUGUAGUUCUCUAUUGCCAACAGAUUUAAUGUUUUAUGUGUUGCCAAUUCUUGCAACUUACUGUACGAGCAUGUGCCUGUGGUUGCAAAUAAAAAUUAAAAAUUCUACACAUGGUUUAAGGAGGUCCAUUAUUUGUGCUAAGGGAAUUUCUAAUGCCUCUUCUUCAUGUUCAUUGUAGUUUGAGAUUUUUCUUUGUACUUUUUUUUGCUUCUCAUUGUAGAUCACUGCAUUCUGUUUGGAAGUAAGUGUGUCUGUUUAGCUUUACAAGUAAUUUUGCUGAAAUAUGACAUAUGAGCCUUACUGAAGAUGAUUAAGUGCUUCUUGCAGCAGGUGGUCAGAGACUGAUUUAAAACAAAAUCCAACCUGAAACAGCUUGUGUCUGGACCAUACCUGAAUGUUUGUUGCCUGCCAUCCUGCCUUGAGCAGUCUUCUCUCACAAGUGCUAUUCCUGGCCUUUAGAUGCCAGUUAUGGAAUUGUGCAACUCCCCCCCCUGCCCCCAAACCCCAUUCUUUUAUAGUAAGGUUUGGGGGGAUUCAUAAUUUGAAAUACAGUAAUCAGCCUUCCUUAUUUGCUGUAAUUGCAGGUGCAAAGGAAAGCUUCCCAUAUAUGAGAACUAAGCUUUCCCUUUAAUUUUGCCAAAGCUUUAAAAGACUCCGUAUAAAUAUGACAAUUACCUAGUCUCCAGCAGAAUAGAAGCGGCGUCUCUAAAAUAUUUGGAUCCUCCUAAUAAAUUUCAAAGUGUUUAGAAGAUCCCCAUUUAGGAUUUGAAAAAGUAGUAUUUUAUUUAAAGAGGUGCCAGUGGCUGUAUUGUACAGUGCUGUCAGCUGGGUUUAAAGGAUGAUCCAGACAUGAGAAGUAAUUUUUGGUACACAGACGGUCCCAUGCGGCCCUUUCCUACCUUCUGCAGUUUUGGCAACAGAUCUGGUGAGCAAAUAUGUUUUGGCUCUGCUCCUAGUGCAAGAAACUACAGACUGGGUAAGUUAGUUCAACAGCUAAACAGUUGUAAAGUGUCAUUGUUGCAUGUAAAUUCAUUUCAACUAUAAAAAUGAAAUUCCAGUUUCUAUUUACCUACUCAUUGUGACAGUAUUAUUAAACAGGUAAAGAUGGGACUAUUUUGUUAUACUGUGUAUAGUGAAUGUAUUGUACCGUGUCUGUGAAAAGUGUGCUUUAAAUUAUAUUUUCAUAUGUUUUGUUGGGGACAAAGUACUUUAAGUUUGAAAGUGACAGAGGUUUGUUUUAGAACUGAAGGCAACUUAAUGAAUUCCUGUCAAGAAAGCUGCUUAUAAAUGUAAAUCAAAUCACAUUUAAAAUAAACUGCCUCUGACCUAAAA